UGCUGUGCUGAACUGACCUCCCUCCUGAUGAUCUGCAGUCUCUGCCGGCCCGUCUCGUUCUGACUCAAUACCUCUGACCUGAACACCUCAGCACCUACAACCUGAACACCUCCCUCUGACCUCUGACCUCACUGACUCUCACAGCAACAUGGAUCUGAAACUUUUUGAAUGUGACAUCUGCAGGAUCCCCGACACUUAAACGCUCUGGGCCGACCCCCUCUCCGUCGCCUCCUCCUUCAGUCCAACUCUGGCUGGUCAGGAAAGUCUCCUCGUAGCCGUCACUUCCUGUCCCGUCCUCCUCUGGACCGACGGCGUCCACCAUGUCGGACGGGCUGCUGCAGGUGGAGAUCCCGGACUUUGGCAGCAGCGUGCUGGGUAGCCUGAACGAGCAGCGGCUGCUGGGUCACUACUGCGACGUGUCCAUCCUGGUGCAGGGUCAGGCCUUUAAGGCGCACCGGGCCGUUCUCGCCGCCUCCUCGCUCUACUUCAGAGACCUGUUCAGCUCUGCAGCCGACUCCUCCUCCUCCUCCUCCCAGGCGGUGUUUGAGCUGCCGUCCUCGGUGACGCCAACAUGUUUCCAGCAGAUUCUGUCCUUCUGCUACACGGGGCGCCUCAGCAUGGCCUCCAGCGAGCAGCUUGUGCUCAUGUACACCGCCGGAUACCUGCAAAUCCAGAACAUCGUGGAGCGAGGCAUGGAGCUGAUGAUGAUGAAGACCUCCUCCUCCUCCUCGCCUCUCUGCUGUGACUCACAGACGACUUCAGCAGAUGAGCUCGGAGGCUUUGACGCCCCGAUGGUCCAGCAGCAGCACAGCGCCCCCCAGCUGCAGCAGGCCAGUCCAGACCAGCCGUCCCUGAGCCCCGAAGAGCUGCUGCUGGCCGUCAGCAGGAUCAAACAGGAGAGAGCAGACACUCCUCCAGCUGAGGAGAACAUAGGAGGAGCAGCAGGAGGAGGAGGAGAGGAGACCAG
Molecule: messenger RNA, 967 nt
Organism: Plectropomus leopardus (leopard coralgrouper)
Lineage: Eukaryota; Metazoa; Chordata; Actinopteri; Perciformes; Serranidae
Source: RefSeq, a predicted model, not a curated record